This is a messenger RNA of Penicillium roqueforti, 1026 nucleotides long. RefSeq lists its product as uncharacterized. The transcript is spliced from 5 exons. The record is from RefSeq and is a predicted model, not a curated record. NCBI's taxonomy places the organism in Eukaryota, Fungi, Ascomycota, Eurotiomycetes, Eurotiales, Aspergillaceae. Gene Ontology annotation, molecular function: oxidoreductase activity, acting on the CH-OH group of donors, NAD or NADP as acceptor. The coding region runs from base 1 to 1026 and encodes 341 amino acids.
AUGAUUACGUCAUACUUAUUGCCCGCAGACAGCUUGGUGCUUGUUACAGGUGCCAAUGGUUUCAUAGCAUCUCAUACUAUCGACCAGUUGCUUGCGAAAGGUUUCAGAGUGCGGGGCACAGUUCGCGCUCCCAAGCCUUGGCUCAAUGCCUUUUUCGAUGAGCGAUAUGGCAAAGGACGCUUCGAAACCCUGGUUAUGACCAACCUCGGUGAUGCCCAAGAAUUGGAUAAGGCAAUGAAGGGAGUUUCAGGUGUCAUCCACAUGGCAUCUGAUCUGACUUUCAGCUCCGACCCUAAUGCCGUCAUUCCUUGGGUGAAGGAUUCUGUGCUCAAGGUUCUUGAAGCUGCAUCUCGGACUGAGACCAUCCAAAGGGUGGUUCUCACUUCGUCGUCACGAGCUGCCUUUACCUCCUUGCCCGGUACCACCAAGGGUCUUACUGUAGAGGAUAAUACAUUCAACGACGAUUCAGUCAAGGCAGCAUGGGAUCCAGAUACCCCCGCGGAUAUCAAGCCCUUUGCUGUGUAUUCUGCGUCCAAGACAGAAUCUGAGAAGGCCGCAUGGGAAUGGAUGAAAGACAACAAGCCCCACUUCGACUUCAACACUGUGCUUCCCGACUUCAAUACCGGAAAGGUCCUUCACCCAGAGAUUGGUGGCUCGACCAUGGGCUAUGUGCGCAAGCUUCUCAAGGGAGAUAGCAGCCCCUUCGAGACUUUCCCUCCCCAGUGGUAUGUCGAUGUUGAGGACACUGCUCGUCUCCAUGUCAUCGCACUACUCAGCCACGAAGUGAAGUCCGAACGGCUCUUUGCUUUCGCAGAAUCUAAGAACUGGACAGACCAUGUUGAAGCUCUUAGCAAACUGCGCCCCGACAACAAAUUGAUCCCCAAGCCUCCCGUGAACGAAGCUCGUGACGAAGCAAAUGUCGUUCCAGCCAAAAGAGCCGAGUCUCUACUCCAAUCAUUCUACGGCCGGCCAGGUUGGACUCCAUUCCACGAGAGUCUCGCAGCUGGCAUCGAAGGGCUUGAAUAG